ACACUAUUAACAAAACAAACAAAACUAUGGUGGCGAUGCACUUUAACUUUGGUUGCACUAAAAUAGAUGUUGAACCUACAUUAACUAUCUAAUAUGGGCUCAUGUAAGGCCCCAACCCUUUUGUCUCUUUUUUAUUAGAAAGGCGACAUACGGAUUGGGCUCAGUAUAAUGAUAAAUGCAUGCAACAUAUACGAUAUUGGCAUAUUUUCAAUUAUUAUUUAAUUUUUAGUAGCCUACUUGAAGCUCCAUGGUCCGCAGAGCUCUUUGUUCUGUGCUGAAGAGUUGACGUCACAUGUCCAUUUUUCACAGCCGGAUUAGAGAAAGAUGGCGCCCUCUCAUGUACUAAGAUGCUGCCAACGGGCUCUAGGUUGGAUACCGGUAGUUUUUAUAAAUUUAGUCGUCGGUUGGUCCUACUAUGCAUACGUAGUUGAACUCUGCAUCUUCACAAUCCCAAAUGAUGCAGAACGAAUCAGUUACCUGGUGGUCUUCCACCUCCUCUUUGUCAUGUUCAUCUGGUCGUACUGGAAGACUAUUUGCACAAAGCCUGCCAACCCCUCUAAAGCGUUCUGCCUUCCCAAAGUGGAGAAAGAGCAAUACGAGAAGGAGGAGAGGCCAGAGGAGCAGCAAGAGAUUCUGAAGAAAGUGUCCAGAGAGCUGCCUCUGUACACACGCACGGGCACAGGAGCUGUUCGGUAUUGUGACCACUGCCAGGUGAUCAAGCCAGACCGCUGCCACCACUGCUCCACCUGUGACAUGUGUGUGCUGAAGAUGGAUCACCACUGUCCAUGGGUGAACAACUGUGUUGGCUUCUCCAACUACAAGUUCUUUGUCUUGUUUCUGUUCUACUCCAUGCUGUAUUGUGUCUUCAUUGCUGCCACAGUCCUACAGUAUUUCAUCCGAUUCUGGACACGGUGCAGAAGGAGGUUUGCUGUGCAUUGUCCAGAGAAUCAGCUGCCUGACACUCACGCCAAAUUCCACGUCUUGUUUCUGUUUUUCGUGGCGACCAUGUUCUUCAUCAGCAUCCUGUCACUUUUUUGCUACCAUCUUUGGCUGGUGGGCAAGAACAGGACCACCAUAGAGGCUUUCAGGGCUCCAGUCUUCAGGAAUGGACAGGAUAAAAACGGCUUUUUUCUGAGCUGUAGUCGGAAUGUUGCAGAGGUGUUUGGAGAGCAAAAUAAAUUCUGGUUGUUUCCAAUCUACUCCAGUCUGGGAGAUGGACAAUCCUUCAUUACUCGUCUGGUGCACAUAGACCCAGAGCAGGCCAAUGCCGUCCUACAGUCCAAUGGCAAAAGCAUACACCACAGCGAGGAAAGCAGAGAAGAGGAGGCUGACACAGCUCAAACAGUGUCUGUGACCAUGGAGAGGGAGUCGUAGACUGGCAAGUUUGAAAAAAUUAGUGUGUAUCUGCAAGUGAAAGACGAGAAAGAAAAAUAACAUCUGUAAGAUCUAACAUUUCUGUGUUUUUGUCUAGUUGAUUGCAGUUGAACUGAUGGUUGAUUAUUUUAGGCAGCUGUAGCUUCUACAUCCCAAGCAGACUUCAAGAGCCAACUGUGAUGCCUUAAAACCAGCAGCAUCUGUGUCCAUGACAACCGAUCCAGCAGCAGCUCCCACAUGGACAUUGUCUCCAUAUCAUCUAACCACUAACCCUGUCCAGGAAACACCUCCAUACAGCAUCUAACCACUAACCCUGUCCAGGAAACACCUCCAUACAGCAUCUAACCACUAACCCUGUCCAGGAAACACCUCCAUACAGCAUCUAACCACUAACCCUGUCCAGGAAACACCUCCAUACAGCAUCUAACCACUAACCCUGUCCAGGAAACACCUCCAUACAGCAUGUAACCACUAACCCUGUCCAGGAAACACCUCCAUACAGCAUUCCUAAUACCAUGACUACCAAAGGGACUUGCACGGACACAACACAUUGUUUUCCAUUACAUAGACAUAGACAUAACUAGACACUCAACAUCCUCAAAAGUAGAGGCUCAAUAAUGGAGCUUUCUGCCGGCUCUGUUGAUUAUGCAAACGCAGUCCGCAUCUAGCAAUUGUCCCUUGACCAACACAUUUUGGAAAUUUCUCCUGUGUCCUGUUGACAUUCUCAAUUUGAACCCAGCUGACUUCUUACGUGCCAAUGAUAAAAGGUAUUCCUCACAUUUGCUGGUAUCAUUGAUGUUGUUUAUCUAGUUUGGAACUUGCAUGUAGGAGACAAAAAUCAUUUGUCUGUUAAUAUUGGGAAUGAAAAUUACUAUCUAACAUAAGGCAAAGUAGAUCUUUCAAACAAUUAUGGACAACAGCUGUUUAAUACAUCUGAGGAAAAUACUGUUAACCAUAAAUCAGGUUACUGAAUAGGUAUUUAUUAAUGGUUUAAAAUUACAAAUGUAAUGACUGUAAAGGUAGUAAUUUAUAACAAAAUAAAUAACAUUGUCAGUAGGGUCAAAGUCGCAUAAAACUUUGAACAUCGAUGGUCCAUUUAUUUAUUUUAGUUGUCUUAAUUUAUGUAUUCAUGGACCAUCAAUGGUCUAAGAUAGUCAUGUAUUGCAAAUGUUAUGGAUGGAAAUGAAUGAACUUCAAAGGAAUCAAUUUGGGGAUUUAUAGUAUCCUGCCUAACGAUGCAUUUAUAAAAGAAUACACAAACAGUAGUAAUUAUAUAAGUAGUAGGUACAUUAUGUUGGAAGAUUUACAAAUGUCUAUUUACAGAAGUAAAUUAGAAAUGGCACGGUGCUUCUGAUACUCCUGUUUUCUUGACGUUCCACUGACUUGCUCCACACAGUAGGGUUAGGGUUACUAAGGCUAGGCUGUGUGGCUGACUGCUGGGAUAGGAUGACAAAUAUUAAUUGCUCAAUGGGUUGAUAUUUGCAUAAUCAAAAUGAGGGCCUUUGUCUUUGUGCCUUAGUCACAACACACCAAACACUCGUGCUUUGUGAACUGUGGGAGAGUGAGUUAGUUUACUGUCUCAAUGAAAAUUAGUUCGUUCAUCCAGUGGGGAUGAGUUUGACAUCAACAUUCUCAUUGCACUGUUAAGCAGUGUGUGGCUUUUAUCAUUUAAUGUAGGAUGUAUGAUAAUGUAUGUUCAACUGUUCAAAAGCAUAUUCCAAAGCAUUCUUUUUGAGACUAUUAAUUCAUUAAUUAAUGUUUAAAGAUAUAAAAAAGAAAAAUACUGAACAAAUCUUUUGUAUUUAGUUGUUCGUUUAAGGGAUACUAUUUUAAUUGUUCAAACUGGGAAUUAUGUUGAAAUAUGUUUAUUUAUCGAUUGAUUCAUUUAGUAGGUGACAUUAUAUCUCCAUGUAGUGUCCAGCAAGUUUACAAAAUGUACAGUAAGCUGGAUACUACACAGACACCUAACUAAAGGGGGUCAACAGCACAACUUCAGAAUUAAGUCAUCAACCUUGUAUGAAUUCUAAAGUUGACAAAAACAAUUCUGUGAGACUAAAAUUACUGUUAUGAUCCAUGCAUUUUUUCAAAAGAGCUGUUUGAAAUGUGAUUGGAAUUGUUUGGAAUAACCAGAAGCCCUCAAACAGCUGCUAUCAGUUUCUAAUGUUCUAACCUAUAAAAGUUUGACUUCUAUGCCAUAUUAAUGGGACAGAUAGCACAUAAGCUAAAUCUGUUGAGAAGGGAAAUCAUUGACCAAUUUACUGUUUAUCUUAUUGUAUUAAUAUGUUAAGAUGUUUUAUAAAACAAUUUUGCAUGCUCAGUAUUAUCCCAAAAAUGUUGUAAUAAUAUUACAAAGCCAGUUUUUUCUGG
This is a messenger RNA of Osmerus eperlanus (European smelt), 3741 nucleotides long. Its product is annotated as palmitoyltransferase ZDHHC20-B-like. Gene Ontology annotation, molecular function: palmitoyltransferase activity. The coding region runs from base 325 to 1374 and encodes 349 amino acids. Lineage: Eukaryota; Metazoa; Chordata; Actinopteri; Osmeriformes; Osmeridae. The record is from RefSeq and is a predicted model, not a curated record. The transcript is spliced from 13 exons.